UGGUGGGAGUACGUUUCCCUCACUGAGGAAAAUCAUCGCGAUCUUUUCCCGAAGUGCAAUAACAUUUCGAAUUUUCUCAAAUUGUGUUCAAGCUGUUGUUUUCCGUUAAACUGUCGAAUUUUUCUCUCGUUAUUUAGUGUUUGUUUUUGUAUGAUUCGAGUGAAACUGUUGGUUCUUGUUGGAUUCGUGUAAGGAAAGUGUUUUGGACGGUAAACCAACUUACGAACAAAUUAAGAUAUUUGCUGGCUGGUAUAUCAAGAUAAAACUGAACCAGACUGCUGAGCGGUAGAGCAAUGUUCCGACAUCCGACUUUGUCGGAUCAGCUACUAUGAUGAGCAGCAAGACUUGAUGGCGCGGUGACGCAGCAUGCGCCGCGCGCACCUCGCCGCUCUGCUGCGGCUGCUCAUCGUCGCAGGCGGCGCCAGUUUCGUGAACCCGCACACGAACGACGAUCGUCCAGACCUGAACCAAAUAUGGCUGGAGAUCCCCACGACCCUGGUCGCGCUGGGCGGGGACGUCCACGUCUACGUCCGAGGGUCCACGGGCGCUGGCCUGCGGGUUCGCCUCGCGCGCGACGACGACGAAGGCAGGACCCUUCUGGCCACAAUGCCUCUAGCGGUAGACUCCGAAAGCCGCAUGACUCUCCCCUGCGGCUACUUCUCCCGGGGAGGAAUCUACUACAUAGACAUAAUCGCGAACUCUUUCCGCGACUAUGACAACAUAACAGUGAACGGUGUGAAAGUGAAACGGGACUUGAGCGGUGGUAGUAUUAUUGAAACAGGUGACAGCACGGUGAAGUCGUGGAAGUUUGACGUGCUCUGGCCCACCGCUAACUUGGAUGUGACGCCCGAGCAAAUACAGACUUACCCGGAGAGGCAAGUGACUGCGAUACUCGAGUUCCCCAAAGUGGUGUGCACACCGGUUGAGUCAGGGGAAGACUUCUGGUUGGAACUGCUGUACUGUGGACACUCCAGCGGCGGUGCGGUGCUGUGUGAUGGGAAGAAUAGCAGCUCACAUGCACAGGUCUUAUAUUCUGAGCAGGUGCAUGGUUUCCCCGGGCGGCGCACGAUGACGCUGCGCUGCGAGCUGUUCGGCCAGGCCGGGGACUACGCGCUGACGCUGCGCCCGGCCUCGUCUGCGGGGCCCCAGGACUUGGCCGUGGCCUUCAUAAAGGCGGACUGGUCGGAGCAGUUCGUGCUGAACGUGCACGGCGGGUCGGUGUUCCCGUGCGGGGACGGCGUGCGCGUGCUGUUCCAGUACCCCGAGUGCGUGCUGGAGGGCUCCGACAGAGUGCGCGUGUUCGGCCGAGACGCCGACCGGCUGCGCUACUUCGCCGAGACGAGGGUGCGGAGGGGCCAGCACACAGCCUCGUUCGACUGCCGACUGUUCAGCGAGCGCUAUCCCGAGUACUGCUUCGUGUACGUCUCGCAGGCGGUCACCGGCGCCGUGGCCGACGUGAGGAUGGACUGCCUCCCCACUCUGCCUCUGUCGGAAGGCGGCGCGGGCGGCUGGGGCGAGUGGUCGGCGUGGUCGGCGUGCCCCGCGCCCGCGCGCUGCUCCACGCGCACGAGGAGCCGCCACCGGUUCUGUGACUCGCCGCCGCCGGCCUACGGCGCUAAAUUCUGUGAGGGUCAGGCGGUGGAGCUGGCUGCGUGCGAAUGCAGCGCCCGACCCUGGGCGGGAGACUCGUCCAUGGUGGUGGCGGAGGUGGGGUCAGGGUGCCGCUGCGGCUGCGUGCUGCACCUGGCGCCUGCGGCCAGGCUGCUGGCGGGCUCGGCCAGGGCUUGCCGAGAGAGGUCGCUUUGGCUGCUACAGGCAGAAGACGGCCUGGCAGUGCGACUCCGAUUCGAAGCGGUAAAGCUGCCGUGCGCUGGGCAGGCGCUGAAGGCCAGAGAUGGUGACUCUCUCGGCUCUCCUCUCUUGGCUUCGUGGGAUGGACCUGACACUUCUGCUGUGGCGGACGAAGUGGAGACCACAACAGACGGCAGCGGCGCGGUGGAGAUCGUGGGCGGGAGACACAUCCUGGUGGAGCUGCGGUCCACCGACACCAGCGAGCACUGCGCCGGCGGCUUCCUCGCGCACGCUACGCAGAUUGAGCCCAUCCGCAACGCAUCAGCAGCGUGGGCGUCAGUGAGCGGUGGCGCGUGGUGGCGCGGCGGCGGCGGCGCCCGCGCGGCUGCUGCGGCUCUAGCAGCAAUGGCGGCACUGGCGGCGCUGCUGCUGGCGGCGCACUCAGCGCACCGCACGCGGGCCUACCAGCGAGCUGCUGACAAGGAGUCCCUCACUGACAGUGACGCCUGCUCAGCAUCUUUAAAAUUCGGCGGAGCAACUGGCGGGUCGAGGAGCACGUUGCUGUCAGAAGUGGUGGGCGGGGGAGUGUCUCUACGAAGACUGCUUCCGGGGAGGACUCGCCACACCAGGCUCAGGGACUCUGACAGAGCUUCUGAACAUGUGGAGCAGAGGGACGAAGAAGACCAAGCCACAGAUGCAGAUGUGGACGAUGACAACGUGAGUGUCGCCAGCGUUUGUAGCGCAACCAGUCAAGCGACCGUGACACCUGAGAACGUGUCUUCUAGCAGCGCUCCAGCCGGUACCGGGAAAGAAACCAUCUCUCCGUCUCCAUUGAGACGAUCCCAUACAGUCUCCACUACGCAUGUGUCACAGAUCACAUCACCGCCCCAACCAUCGACCAGUGAAGCAGUCACAGCUGACAUAAGCACCAGUGUUACCAGUGUGAGCGACAGAGACAGCUACAGUGAAAAGGACAGGGACAGCAUGUGGGAAAAGGACAGAACUGAAAGCAGAGCAUCUUCCACUGUCUCUGCUGCUACUCUUACGAAUGGUUGGUACUCACCAGCACUUAGUGGUGUAUCGGCAGCAAGGAUUCGUGACAACCCUAAGUACACGAAAGAAAGCUGCAAUAGGAAACUUCUCCGUUCCGAUCUGAGCCUGACUUCCCACCCUGAGAUGGAGAUUGACUAUUACGACUACGAGGUUAAUAAUGCUGGUUCUGUGCCAGGCUCUUAUUUGGGAAUGGACCCCGCAUUUUUAGUUUGGAUACCGCCUAUAGAGGAAGGAGACAUAAUCAAAGAGAUUGAUGAAACUAAAGCCCCUAUCUAUGAAGAAAUUAUACCGAAAGAAUUACGGCCAGAUCCAGGCAGCAACACAGAGUCACCCGAAGAUCGGCCAUCAUCGAGUACGCUUAAAAGAAACUCGGAAAAUCGUUCUAAUAGAUCCAACGAAUCUAUUAAAUCCAUACGAAAAGUUAUGGAUAGAGGAAACAUUAUACACCCUUUAAAUUUCAGUAUAAGUGAUUUACAAAAUACACCGAAACUACCCAAGAGAUAUAAGAAAAAACGGGAUGAUACAGUUACAAUACCAAUGAAAGAACUAACUCUAACAAUGUCUCCAGUUAAAGUUCACAGAAGAGAAAAUCGAAAUGAGUAUGACAACUCUUCGACUUUGAAAAGAGUUAGCGAUUCAAGAGAAAAAGAUAAAGAUGCUACUUUGAAGAGAACGACAGAUUUUAAUGAUAUUAAAUUUGCCGAUGAAAACUCAGAGUCCUCAAACGAAAUCAAGUUUGCAGAUGACUCACCUGAUAGCAAUAGAUUAUUUGAUAAAUAUGAGGUUAAAGCUUAAGUAUUAAUUGAUUUUUAAUAAAUAAUGUUUCCUUUAUUUUAAAGAACUAUGCAAAUUUAUUCUUCAAAGACUAAAAGCAUUUAAGUAAUAUUAAAAUACUAAAUAUUUUUUUCCUUCAGUUUAUUCAGUUAAAUUACGUUAGUUUAAUUACUGUAUAUUUACAACUACGCAUAAAAUUUUGUACAUAUUAUUAAUGUUUAAUGUUUAAUUGCAUAAUAAAAACCAGCUUUUAAUGUAAAACCUAGCCAUAGAUAUAAAAAUAAUUAAAUAUGAUUGCAUAUUCUAUGUUCAUCUUUUGAAACACUAUCGCUGCCUCACUAAAAAUGAUAUGGUUUAUUUUAUGCAUUAACUUGAAAUCGCAACAAAUUUAAUUUUGUAACGGCAAUCUACAGGCUUUAUAUUGGAAGAUAUUAAAAUUCACGAUUAGUGAAUGUUAUGUUUACUGUUAUGAAACUGAAAUAUUUACGAUCCUUUUUGCAGUGAUAUCUUCAACAAUAUUUGUUAAAUAUUGUAUUCAACAUUUAAUUUUGCUCUUUUCUUCAUUGUCGUGAAACCGUCUUGUCUUCUUUUUGUAAGCUAGUAUUUUUUUUAAAUUCCUAUGCUUCGGAAUUGGCUAUCUAUUAGGAUAGUAUAUUCACUCAGGCUCAGUAUUUAUCUAUAAUACUACAAAAAUGUAUAUCUUUUAACAUGAUUGUUAAAUAAAAUCAUUCUCACUGUAGUUGUAUUUAAGGACCAAAAUGUAAAACAGUUACCGUUCAUAUCACUCUCAUAUUCAUUCUAUAUUUUUCAGAAGGCAUCACUUUUUUCAUUAAAUAAAUGUAUUUAAUUAUAUCGUAGUCGAAUCAAUGUAAUUAAGAAUUUUGUAAUCAAACUGUACCGUGACAUUAAGGUUAAGGUCUUCUCAUUUAUUGUUUCUGUGAUUGUGCACUAACGUUGGUAGUAAUAAAAUUAUCAAAAUCACAAGUAU
This is a messenger RNA of Bicyclus anynana (squinting bush brown), 4606 nucleotides long. RefSeq lists its product as uncharacterized. The record is from RefSeq and is a predicted model, not a curated record. Lineage: Eukaryota; Metazoa; Arthropoda; Insecta; Lepidoptera; Nymphalidae. The coding region runs from base 367 to 3639 and encodes 1090 amino acids. The transcript is spliced from 21 exons. Gene Ontology annotation, cellular component: cell periphery.